Messenger RNA from Castor canadensis (American beaver), 1030 nucleotides. NCBI's taxonomy places the organism in Eukaryota, Metazoa, Chordata, Mammalia, Rodentia, Castoridae. The record is from RefSeq and is a predicted model, not a curated record.
GGAUUCUGGAGGCAGAGGUACAAUCAGAUCAGCUGUGAACAGCUUACAUAGCAAAUCUAAUAGAACUGAAGUUGUAAUAAAUGGCUCCUUGCCGCCAGCUGUUGUUGACAGAAGUAAUGAAAGCAUUAAACACAGCAUUCAGCCAGCCUCGACCAAAUGGAGACACAACGAGACGCUGUCUCUGAGGAUCAGGAAGCAAAUCUUAAAGUUCUUGGAUGCCGAGAAGGACAUUUCUGUCCUCAAAGGGACCCUCAAGCCCGGAGACAUUAUCCACUACAUCUUUGACAGAGACAGCACAAUGAACGUGUCCCAGAACCUCUACGAGCUCCUCCCCAGAACCUCCCCCCUGAAGAACAAGCAUUUCCGGACUUGUGCCAUUGUGGGCAACUCGGGGGUCUUGCUGAACAGCGGCUGUGGAGAGGAGAUUGAUACACACAGCUUUGUCAUAAGGUGCAACCUGGCUCCGGUGCAGGAGUACGCCCGGGAUGUGGGCCUCAAGACAGACUUGGUGACCAUGAACCCCUCAGUCAUCCAGCGGGCCUUUGAGGACCUAGUCAAUGCCACGUGGCGAGAAAAGCUGCUGCAGAGGCUGCAUGGCCUCAAUGGCAGUAUCCUGUGGAUUCCCGCCUUCAUGGCCAGGGGUGGCAAGGAGCGCGUGGAGUGGGUCAACGCGCUUAUCCUGAAGCACCGCGUCAACGUGCGCACCGCCUACCCGUCGCUGCGCCUGCUGCAUGCGGUCCGCGGAUACUGGCUAACUAACAAAGUCCACAUCAAAAGACCCACCACUGGCCUCUUGAUGUACACCCUGGCCACACGUUUCUGCAAUCAGAUCUACCUCUAUGGCUUCUGGCCCUUUCCACUGGAUCAGAACCAGAACCCUGUCAAGUAUCACUAUUAUGACAGCCUCAAGUAUGGCUACACCUCCCAGGCCAGCCCCCAUACCAUGCCCUUGGAAUUCAAGGCCCUCAAGAGCCUGCAUGAGCAAGGGGCAUUGAAACUGACUGUCGGCCAGUGUGAUGGGGCCACGUAA